AAAAAAUGAAAUGUUUUUGUGGGUUAGUGUUAGUUACUUGUAGAGCCAAAUUAAGAUGGUGACAACCGUCACACCUGAGGUGCCUCCAGCCAUUAAACCUGAAGCAAGAACAGUGGCGGUAAUACCCGCUGGCACGAGAACCGGGCUGAAUACAAGGAAUAGCGGCAUGGAGGCUGCUAACGCCACGGCUGAGCCAACUAGAGAUAGACCGGCCAGCAGCAAGAGGAAUACUGCGGCUGUGGUGGCAAGAAACGCUGUCAAAACACCCUUAAUCGUCGGCUUUGGGGAUCGCACUUUUUUGCGUUUUUUCUUGCCAUACAACAUUUUUAAUGGCCAGAAUAUCAUACUGUACUUGUUUUAUCGGAAUGGUUGUGGGAUUUCAUGAAUUAAGGAGAGUGGAUUUUAUCUUAUGAAUAGAGGUAUGGUCUACGUGCACGUACGUGCUACCCCAUGCGUAACGAUGUGAGUGACUAUUGAACUCUACGUCACCUCAAUGCAUCUUCUUCUUCUUUUGUUAGAUUGCCACAUUUUUUGGGCCUCUAUCCUUGUUUUCUCGCUUUCUUGUAAACUAGUUGUGGGUAUUUUGGUUAAUUUUCAGAUUCU
This is a messenger RNA of Camelina sativa (false flax), 603 nucleotides long. Lineage: Eukaryota; Viridiplantae; Streptophyta; Magnoliopsida; Brassicales; Brassicaceae. The record is from RefSeq and is a predicted model, not a curated record.